This is a messenger RNA of Aspergillus sclerotioniger CBS 115572, 3588 nucleotides long. Its product is annotated as NACHT domain protein. The transcript is spliced from 10 exons. The record is from RefSeq and is a predicted model, not a curated record. Gene Ontology annotation, molecular function: protein binding. The coding region runs from base 259 to 3588 and encodes 1109 amino acids. Lineage: Eukaryota; Fungi; Ascomycota; Eurotiomycetes; Eurotiales; Aspergillaceae.
CUCAGAACAUAGCUGGCCGUGGACAACAUAAGAAGCGCCUGUUUCCUGGCGGGGUGCUCAUGAUUGGAUGAAAAGUGCAGGAUCAAGCAUGGCACGAAACACAGGCACAUCAUCGUUGGCGCCAGCCUUACGGAGCUCUCUGGUUUCAACACCCCCCUACAAGAGCAAAAUCCUUCCGUGGCUCAUCAUACUGUCAAGGACGACGCCCAGAAGAGAGAGAACCGUGUGCGACAUAGAUAAAGCGACAAUUUGUGCAACAUGGCUGCUGUACAGAGUGUCAUCCAGAAAGCGUUCCAGACGGCCAUGCAUGACUUCAAAAUGAACCUGAACAACGAUGAGAUUCAUGCCCAAAUUCUCUUAGUAACAUCUAUCGAGGGCGUUUACGACCUCACUGACAAGCUUCAAGCCGAACAAGGUAGGAAAGGACACCUUCGGCAUUUGGCGAAGAUUGAACCUUACCUCAACCGUCUGCGAGAGUAUACCGCCGCUAUUGAACUUUUCGUGCAGAUCGAACCCGAGAUUAUGGCACUCAUUUGGGGCCCGAUCAAGCUGCUUCUACAAUGGACUAGUGUUCCGACUCAGUCGUUUGACGCAAUCUUGAAUACCACGGCAGAUAUCGGGUUAUUGUUGCCGGAGUUCCAGGAAGUUGCGGUGUUGUUCUCACGAAACGAUAAAAUCUACGACGUUCUGGUCUUGUUCUUCAGGGAUAUCCUCGAUUUUUAUCAGAUUUGCUUGCAGUUCUUUAUCAUGCCACGCUGGAAAUACUUUUUCGAGUCGCUAUGGCCACGAAAACGAGACCACAUCGACAUGGUAAAAGCUCACAUACAAAGACACACGUCACUGAUGCGGAAUGAAGUGCGUCUGGAACAUAUUCGAGAGGAACAUGAUGCCAGGCUGAGGGCCCUGGAGCACUAUAAGAAAUCCGAACGAGCAGAUCGCUUACAAAAAUAUCAAGCGCUCAAAACAGAAAUAAAUCCCAGGACCUAUGAUGAUAAGCUCAAUUGGUAUCACGGUCGUGUCUGUAAAGGGACUGGGGGAUGGCUGCGCCAGGACGACACCUUCAAGCGAUGGCUUGAUACAGGCAACCGGACAUCAAGGGUUCUUUGGCUUCAGGGAAUUCCAGGCGCAGGCAAGACAUUUCUUGCCGGUACUGUGGUAGAUAUCGCACGCACAGCCAGUCAUACUGCCUUCGCAUUCUUGAGUCACACUUUCCGAAGCAAUACUUCGGCGCUCUCUGUUUUGCAUUCGCUUAUAUUCCAACUAGCCUCCCAACACGAUGACCUCCAGGAUGUACUCUGCCACUCGGCUCAUGAACACAUUAAGAGCAAUGUAACUGUGGCAGUUGCCUUGCUCAAGGAAGUUUUGGGUUGUGCUGGCACCGCCUUUCUGGUUAUUGACGGUGUGGAUGAGAUAGAUGAAAUAGAGCGGGGGGUGCUUCUGAAGCAGCUUCUACUUCUAUCCCAAGAGUGCCAGGAGACCCGCAUACUAAUCAGCAGUAGACAGGAGGUAGAUAUAACGGCUAUUCUCCAACCCACAUCAGAGGUUAUUCGAGUUGAUGACAGGAAUGAAGAAAGCAUUCAGAUUUACGUCAAUCAUCAGCUGGAGCAACUAUUCGAGAGCCGAAGCUUUCCUCCCAGUAUGCAGGAUAAGAUAAGUGAUUCCCUAACACUGCUUGCAUCGAAAGCAAAAGGAAUGUUCUUGUAUGCAACAGUUGUCUUGAGCAGUAUUGAACUCGUCGACGAUGCCACCGAGAUUUGCGAAGAGCUGAGCACACUGCCGGAGGAUUUGGAUGAUGCAUACUCCCGAGUACUGCUACGAAUUAACAAGCUGCGACCAUCCGUGCGGGACAAGGCCAGAAGAAUACUGGCAUGGGUCGGUUGCUCGCCCACGCCGCUAACACUACCAGAACUUGAACAAGCCUUAACGAUCCAGCCUUGCAGUCUUGAACUUCUGGAAAGGGAUUAUGUCAGUCCGAAUCUUAACAAGCUAUGUGGACCAAUCAUUGAGGUGGUGGACGGGUACAUACAAUUCGUGCAUUUCAAAGUCAAGGAAUAUUUCUUCAGUCCGAGCGUGGACGGACAUAUCGACCUGGUCAAUGGAACCUUGGAUCUAGCUGUAUGUUGCACUACUUACCUUUGUCAAAGACAAUACGAUGUCGAUGUUCGAAGCAACGGUAUCACCAGUGUCCUGCUAAACGGAAGCUACAGACUGCAUUACCUCGCAGUCAAUUGCUGGUUUGAUCUGAUACGAGACUACUUAAAGCUGUCACGGGAUGAGGUACUGCCGACGCAGCUUGCAGAGUGUCUAAGGUCACUUAUGACAAAACGAAGCAAUGUUGAAUUUGCAGCAGAUCGGGACACUUUCACUACUCCUGGAUACCUGCAGUCUAUCAAAAAGGAAUACCCGGAUAUAUACGACUUCCUUUCUGAUGUAGCUCAGUUUCGCCAAAGGUGCCUAGAAACAGGGUAUCGUAUCAGUGACGGAAAAUUAUGGAUCAAUCUGGAUCCACUCUCCAUAUUCCACCAGAUGAACCGGAUUUUGUGUAAUUAUAGUCGUCAUAAACGGCAAUGCGACUGCCAUCUCAUCGAACGUGACUUUGGCAAGCGUCCGUUCAGAUGUGGCUUCUUGAACUGUUCGUUUCAACAAUAUGGCUUCGAAUCCAGAGCAGAGCGAGACCGCCAUGAAAGUAAGCACACCCUGCCAUGGAAAUGCAGCGUUUCGGGGUGUGAAUAUGAGACCACGGGAGAUCAGCAUAUGAAGAAGGCCCACAGAGACAAGAUGCCCGAAUGGCUGAUCACAAAGGACAUUGUGGAAUGGCGGGAGCUGAGAUCACUUUUGCAUGAUCUAAUCAAGCAAAAUGAACUCGGGAUGGUCGAGCUUCUCCUUCCGGGCCUCCACGAUAGCGACUCAUACUUCUUGGCAGAUGUAGUGGGACGAUAUGGGUCGAUUCAAAUGGCACAGGUGGUCUUUGAGCGUGCCAAGCGCUAUGAGGUAAUGAGUAGAGCUAUAACAGCUCAGAAUAUUGAGCUUGUCAAAUGGCUCAUCGACUCAGGAAACACUCCCGAGUAUGAUCAUGGGUUUUAUAUCGCAACUUUCGUGAAGACCGACUCGGAAGAGAUGUACAGACUGUGUGAGAGAUAUACGGCGGCGGCUCUUGUUGGAUACAAAGCAUUGAAUGCAACAAACAAGAUCCUGAGCCGGGAGAAAUUCCUAACAUCACUAUGGAAUUUCAUGGGACUAGGCAGAGAGCUGAAGCCGACAAGACUCACACUCGCGUUGAGCUCUAUCGCAAGAUCGUCAUGCUCAAUUUGCCUCGCAGCAGGUCUCAUACAGCACGGAGCAGAUGUCAAAGGAUCGAAGAGCCCCUCAGCUAUUUCACCACUCCAUUAUGCUGCGCGAAAAUCCUCGGCGGAGAACGCGGAGUUCAUGAAGUUCCCCCUCUUUGCGGGUGCAGAUCCAGACAGAGUUUCUCGCAAACGAAAGCCAUCCGAUGAUAUAGACGCCCAGGGGAUCUCCAGGUGGCUCGGGAUAUCUUGGGGCGAGCUGGUAGCACAGACAAGAAACCAUAGGAGAGGCCUGAUUGUUUGA